AUGAUAGCUGAAUAAGCACUCUAGUUAUAUAAAACCUAAACAAUAUAAGUUUACAUAAAACUAUUUUAAAACUUUUCAAUACUAAGGAUCUAAAUUCCUCCCGUUGCCGACCAAGCUUAAGAUAAUUAUGGUUUGGAUUUAAAAAAGCAGUAUCCUAUAAAUUAAUUUGAAGCACUUAAUUAAGUGGUUUAACCAAGUAAAAAAUAUGAAUCAUCAGUAGAAUCAGACUACAAAAAUGAAAAAUCAAAUAGCUAAAUUUAGCUUGAAGUAUACAAAUUUAUUUCAAAAUUAGAAAAUUGGAAAGAAGCUAAUUUUUCAUUAUCUAAUUGA
This is a messenger RNA of Tetrahymena thermophila SB210, 330 nucleotides long. RefSeq lists its product as hypothetical. The record is from RefSeq and is a predicted model, not a curated record. Lineage: Eukaryota; Ciliophora; Oligohymenophorea; Hymenostomatida; Tetrahymenidae. The transcript is spliced from 3 exons.